Messenger RNA from Felis catus (domestic cat), 2615 nucleotides. It is a transcript of the gene SERTAD3, whose product is annotated as SERTA domain containing 3. The record is from RefSeq and is a predicted model, not a curated record. The transcript is spliced from 2 exons. Bases 1334 to 1930 code for a protein of 198 amino acids. Gene Ontology annotation, cellular component: nucleus. Gene Ontology annotation, biological process: positive regulation of DNA-templated transcription. NCBI's taxonomy places the organism in Eukaryota, Metazoa, Chordata, Mammalia, Carnivora, Felidae.
UUUGCCUUAGUUUAGGGAAGGUGGAGGCGCGCCCCCCGAGAGUCGUGGAGGCGGGGUCUGGGCGUGAGUCGGGGGCGCAGAUAAGGGUGACUGAUAGGGUUGGUGGGGCUUCGAGACUGAAAUCGAGAUCCCGGACUGAAGGCGAAGUUGUUGGGGCAAGAUCUUCAAGUGGAGGGAGUUUGAAGCUGGGACAUGGGGUGUUUGGAGAAGCGAGAGGACCGAGGAAGGAACUUUUGGGGCAGGAAAUCUGGAGAUUAGGACAAUUCGAGUCUCCCGGACGGGUUGAAUUCGGGGCUCUAGUGUUCUGGAAAAGGGGUGAGGGGUUGGAGCUGGGAUCCUGAGCAUUUGGAAAAACGGAGAUAACUACGGGCAAGGAAUCUUGGUAAGGGAGACGCAGUGGCGGUGAGGAGGUGCUGGUGAGAGUCCCAUAUUCAGGUCUUGGAGUCAGAGGGAGAGUUUGGAGGUGAAGUCGAAAGGCAUUUGAAAGACGGGAGAAAAGGGGAAAGUUGACGGGUGAAGGUAUCAGAAUUAGUCUCCCAAACGGAAUAAAUCAGAGAGCAUUUGUAGUUUUUGAGCGAUGUGUUGGAGCCUGGGUUUCUGGACCCGAGAGCAGUUUGGGGAAAGAAUCUAGGACCUCCUUGAGGUGCGAAACCCGAGAGAAAGCAGUUUUAGGGCCGGAGUCUGGGGUGGGGGAGGGGCGUUCCGGGCUUGGAGCUCAGACCCGCAGCCCUAGAGGCAGCAGAGGGCGGGGCUCGGCAGGCGCCGGGCAGCUGGACGUCCGGGUUCCCUUCCCCCACCCGCCCCGGGCGCUUGUGCGCAUGCCUUAAGGGAGGGCGGGGGAGGUUCGUCCCAAAGGCGUGCGGCACCCUCUGGGUAUUGUAGUGCAAGCUCAACGUUACCGCACGUGCCAGGCGGCUAUUGGCCCACAUUUCCCAGAAGCCCCUGGGCCAAAUUGUUGCCUGCCUGGACGUUGAAUAGAGAUCCAGGGAGGAGGCGGAGUCGGGCGUUGAGUCAAGUUUUAGCAAGUUUCUUGUGGGGCGCGCUUUGGGGGAAGUCGAAGGCGCGGGCUAAGAGAAUGAGGGAGGCUCCUUCCCUGCUCUUGGGAGAGCUCCCAGUCGGUUAGGAAGAGGGCAGGGUCAGAAAUAUACUCCCUGUAAAAGAAGAGUUUCGACAAAUAGGUGUCCUAACAGGGCUUCGGUGGCUCCAGUACAACAGGCAACAAUAGAUAAAUAUUGAAUGAAUAAAUGGCAAUUAAAUUCUUCUUCGUUAAGCGUUAACUGUAGAUGGGUACCGUGUAUAUUACACAUCGGAUCUCCUUGAGAAUACGGGCAUCAUGGUAGGAGGCUUGAAGAGAAAACACUCAGAUUUGGAGGAGGAAGAGGAGGAUGAGAAGUGGGACUGGGGUCCAGCAGGCCUGCGGAGCUACCAGCAAGCCCUGCUUCAAAUCUCCUUAGACAAAGUCCAGCGGAGUCUGGGCCCCCGAGCACCCAGCCUACGCAGGCAUGUCCUCAUCCACAAUACCCUCCAGCAGCUCCAGGCCGCCCUUUGCCUGGCUCCAGCACCUGCCCUACCCCCUGAGCCCCUCUUCCCGGGCGAGGAGGACUUCUCCCUGUCCGCCACCAUCGGCUCUAUUCUCAGGGAACUGGAGACCUCCAUGGACGACACGGAGUCCCCUCAGAAUCCAAUAGCUCCCCCGGGCCCCCAGAACGAAGUGCUGCCCCAGCCUGAUCCAGUCUUCUUGGAAGCUCUGAGCUCCCGGUAUCUGGGGGACUCUGGUCUGGAUGACUUCUUUCUGGACAUUGACACAUCUGCAGUAGAGAAGGAGCCUGCACUGGCCCCACCGGAGCCUCCUCACAACCUCUUCUGUGCCCCAGGGUCCUGGGAGUGUAAUGAACUUGAUCACAUUAUGGAAAUCAUUCUGGGAUCCUAAAACUUCCAGGGGCUGUUUCUCAUCUCUGCCUCAGUGGGCAGGAUCCCUGGAUGCAACUGUGUGUGUGUGUGUGUGUGUGUGUGUGUGUGUGUGUGUGUGUGUGUGUUGCGGGGGCUCUAAGCAGUGACUGUGGCCUCCUUUCCUCCCAUUUCAGGGUUCCACAAACCGUCUUGCAUGUGUGUGUGUGUCUGGUUGCCGCAGCCUUCUGUGAAGGUGGGUCUUCCUGAAUUAAUUUAUCUGUUCCAAAUGCCUUAACGUGACUCUGUUUCUGGGAGUCUGAUUUCCCACUUCCCACAUUUCUUCUGCCUUUUCCUCCAGUUCCUACUCCCCUGGUGACCACUGGGGCCUCAGGGAAGAUAAAGCUGGGCCUGUGUGUUGAUGACUGGGAUGUGCUGCCUGGUUGCUAUGGGAACUCAGACUUUGUCACUUGCACCUGGAGGGAGCAGGAGGGGCGGACCUCCUCCCUCAAGGCUGAUCCCCACCUCAUUGGCAAGACCCCAGUCCCAGCAGUCUCCUGAUGCAUAACCAGGCCGGACCACGUGCAAUAGGGUGGAAACCAAACCGCUCCAUGCCACAUUAUUUAAAAGAAAGGCGGGUUUUGUGGUGGGUUUUGUUUUGUUUUGUUUUGUUUUUGAUUGUUUGUAAUGACUUUUUUUUUUUUUAAUAAAAGUAUUUUGGAAAGGGU